Molecule: messenger RNA, 627 nt
Organism: Alternaria postmessia
Lineage: Eukaryota; Fungi; Ascomycota; Dothideomycetes; Pleosporales; Pleosporaceae
Exons: 1
Coding region: 1-627 (208 amino acids)
Source: RefSeq, a predicted model, not a curated record
AUGCAAGCCGAAAGAGAAAACUCGAAAUUGCGCCAGAUAAUUCAGACCGUGCGCAGGUCCGUACAAGAAAACAAACAGCUCCAGCUAGCCUGGGAAAUCCGGCAAAAGAACGAGGCAGCAAUACGUCGCAAGCACGGUUUGGGCGAUUGCUACAUAGCCGCCGAUUUCUGGAAAGAGCCAAUAUCCGGCUGUUUUAGUCGACGUGCCCAUCAAAACCAAAAAGACCAGAUCCGUAUGGCAGAGCGACGCGCACGCGGUGGCACCGCGCGACCCAGACUACCACGCAGCUCACUGUCCUACUCAGAGACAACGGAAGACUUGAAUGUCGAACCAGGCUUUGAGGAAACACUGAAACAGAAAGAAGACAGAGAGGAAUGGGAGCGUUUGGUCAAGAAGGCUGCAGGAGAAAUUGGGUACCUUUACUUUGUUGGUGGUGGUUUUGGUGUCGAUCGCUUGGCGAUGUGGCGAGAGGAUUUUGACAAAAGUAAUCCGUAUCUCGUGGAGAGAAACCAACCUCCCCAUUCACAAACAGUACGCGGUGAAGACGUUCAGGAAUACAGAGAGGCCAAUGAGGAGGACUGGGACGAUGAAAUGGACGUGGAUGAGAUGGAUGUUGAUGACGCCUAG